AUGCUGGCUUUAGAUCAAGCUUUUUUCUUACCAUUAUCUGACGCUGGUAUGUCAGAAUAUCGUCAACAAUGUACACAACUAACUGAUGCACUAGAUGAUUUAACUAAGAAAAUAUUUAAUGAAUUUCAAACAACCAUUGAACCAGAUCCAUUGAAAUGUCUUGAUUUACCUGUAUUAACACGUAGUACAUUACAACCUGGUAUGCUUGAACCAAAUUUCAAUGGAACAACUCUUAAAUUAAUUAAUGAAUUACAUUAUUGGUCAAGGCUUGGUUUCGAACUACCAACAAAUACUAAUGAAGCAUAUCGAAGACGAAUAGAAUUAAAAUAUCUCUAUGAUAUCAUACUAAUUAUUGUUCGUGAUUAUAAUCAUAUCAUAAGUUCAUUAAAUAAUGAUGAACGUGCAUUAUUUAAAGAACGUAUCAAAAUGUUAGAUAUAAAAUUAUUACCAGGUUUAACAAAAUUACAUUGGACAGUAAAAGGUUUAGUUGAAAUGUUUGUUAAUGAUUGUCGUAUACAAGCAAAUAAAUUACAAUUAAAAGUUGAUGAAUAUAAAUUAGCAAAUAUAAAUAUUAAAGAAAAUUGUGAAGAAAUUGCACAAACUUUAUUAAUUAAAUUACAAUCAAAUCGUAUUUAUGAAAAUACUGAAUUUGAUGACUGUCAAUCUGAGCAUAGAAAGGUAACAAAAGAAAAACUUAUUGCCAUCCAUAAAGAUAUCAUAAGAAAGUUGCAUGAAGUGAAAGAAACAUUUGUUUCUGAAAGUGCCGAUAUUCAAAUGCAUUGGUGGAAAUAUACAGAAAAAAUGGAUCAUUUUUGUGAAGAAGCAUUCAGAAUAAAUGUCAAGUCAUCAUUAUGUGAAUUGCAAAAAGCAAUAAACGGUGAUGGACGAAAUGAUCCUAAUCCUCUAUUCAAAGUAUCAUUGAAUUUAGAUAAUGAUGUUUUAAUAUUUUCUCCAACACUUGGUCAACUAACACUUGUUGUAGCUUCAUUAGGCAGUAAAUUCGCAGAAAUCAUUUCAGUGAUUCCUCGUCUACCUGAUUUGUUAGCCCAAGCUAAGUCUACAAAACCACCAAUAAGUGAAGUUAUUGCAACAGAUGAAGAAAUUAAUAAAAUACAAGCGAGUAUUAAACGUGGAAUGCAAGAAAUUGGUACAGCAGUUCAUGAACCUCUUAGUUAUUGGGAUCAAUUUAGAGAAAUAUGGGAAUUGCCUAAAGAUGAUUUUAUACAAAGAUAUCGACAAUUAAAUCCACAUGUUACUUCAAUUGAUGCUGAUAUAUCUAGAUAUACGGAAGUAAGUAAUAAAGUCUUAGAUGCAGACACUAUGGUUACGACCAAGUUUUUACAAUUGGACUUUAGUUUAUUAAAAAAUGCAAUAGCUGCUCACUGUCGAGACUGGCAGAUGCGUUUAAUCAACCUUUUACUUUCAAUGACAGAAGAUUCAUUAAAUGGGGUUUAUACAUAUAUGAAUGAUGUUCAAGAAAGAAUUCUUCGACCACCAUUGAAUUUAGAUGAACUUGGCGAUUCUAUCCAACUAUUGGAACAAAUAUUAUCUGAGCAAAUUGAAAUUCAAGCGAAAUUUGGACCUUUGGAAGAACAAUUCGCUAUUCUAGAUAAAUGUGAAGUAACGUAUUCUGAUGAAAUAUUAAAUCGUAGAGUAAACUUGGCUAGUGAUUGGGUACAAUUUCAAAGUUCAUUAGCUUCAGCUGAAGUGAUGAUUAAAAAAUCCAAAGAGAAAUUCAAAGUUGGUUUAUUGAAUGAUACGGAAGAAUUUAAACGUGCAGUAUCAAAUCUUUUACAAGAACUACAAAUGAAAGGACCAUAUGCAGCUAAUCUUAAACCACAAGAAGCAAUUGAUAUUAUCAACCAAUUCUUGGAACAAUUAGAUAAUCUUAAAAGUCAUGAAUUAGAACUACGUCAUGGAUUAAAUUUAUUUAAAAUAGAACAGCCACCUUUUAAAGAAAUUGCGAUCAUAGAGAAAGAUUUAGAUAUAUUGAGCACUAUUUGGACUACAAACAUGGAGUGGGAAAAUAACUGGGAAAGUUGGAAGGCUGGACGAUUUUAUGAUCUACAAACAAAUGAAAUGGAAAACUUGGCUAAUGCACAAUUUCGUAAAUUUACCAAAUGGGCACGUGAUUUGAAAGAUAGAAAUUGGGAAAUUAUUGAAGUUAGUAGAAAAAAAGUUGAUCAGUUUCGUCGUACAUUACCAUUGAUCACGGAUUUACGUAAUUCAGCUAUGCGUACAAGACAUUGGGAUAAGAUUAAAGAAGAAAUGAAUACACAAUUCAAUGUAGAUUCUGAUGAAUUUACAUUAGAAUGUAUAGUAGAAUUAGGAUUUGAACAAUAUUCUGAUUUAAUCAGUGAAAUAUCCGGUGCAGCAACUAAAGAAUUAGCUAUUGAAAAAGCCCUUGAUACAAUGGAACGUUUUUGGCAAAAUAAUGAACUUGAUAUGAUAUCAUACAAAGAUAAAAGUAUUUAUAAGAUUAGAUCUACAGAUGAAAUAUUUGAAGCAUUGGAAGAUAAUCAAGUUCAAUUGUCAACAAUGAAAACAUCGCGAUUUGUCAAACCAUUUGAACAUCUUGUUGAUAAUUGGGAACGUGUACUUUCAUUAAUUACAGAAACUAUUGAAGCUUUAUUAACUGUACAAAGGCAAUAUAUGUAUAUGGAAACUAUAUUUCUUGGUGAAGAUAUUCGUAAACAAUUACCAAAAGAAUCUGUAUCAUUUGAUAUGAUCAAUAUACAAUGGCAAUCGAUCACAACAUAUUUAUAUGAAACACGUAAUACAAGAACAUGUGCAAGUAAACCAGGUUUAUUGGAUCAAAUCAAUAAACUUGUACAAAGUUUAGAAGAAAUACAACAAUCAUUAGAUAUGUAUUUAGAGACAAAACGUCAAAUAUUUCCUCGGUUCUAUUUUAUAUCAAAUGAUGAUUUACUCGAAGUAUUAGGACAAGGUAGAAAUCCCGAAGCUGUUAUGCCACAUCUGAAAAAAUGUUUCGAUAAUAUUACUCUCUUGAGAUUAGAAAAGACAAAUUUUCUAGUAUAUAAUGCCUUAUCAAUGUUUUCGUUGGAUGGUGAAGAAGUGCCAUUCAAAAAUAAAGUUCGCCUUGAUGGUCCUGUAGAAUCAUGGUUAGGCGAUAUUGAAGAACAAAUGUAUAAAACAUUAAAGGAUAUGUUAAGAGAUUGUAGAAUUGCUUUAAAGAAAGCAGCAAACAAGCGUGAUAAAUUUAUUAAAGAAUGGCCAGGGCAGUUAUGUAUUACAUCAAGUCAAAUUCAAUGGACAGCUGAUGUUACAAGAGCAUUACAGCUGGUAUCAAAUAGACAAGACAAAAGACCAUUGAAAUCAUUAAAACAUAAACAAAAGAAUCUUUUAGAAAAAUUUUCAGAAAUAAUACGUUCAAAUUUAACAAAAAUUCAACGUUUAAAAAUUAAUGCCCUCGCUGUUAUUGAAGUUCAUCAACGUGAUAUUAUUGACAAACUUUAUAAAAUAGGCUGUAAUGAUAUAAAUGCUUUUGAUUGGUUAAGUCAACUUCGAUUUUAUUGGGAAAAGGAAGCAGAUGACUGUUUUGUUCGACAAACAAAUACAUCUUUUCGUUAUGGUUAUGAAUAUUUGGGCAAUUCUGGACGACUAGUUAUUACACCUCUUACUGAUCGUUGUUACAUAACACUGACAACUGCAUUACAUUUACACAGAGGUGGUUCGCCUAAAGGACCUGCUGGAACUGGUAAAACAGAAACAACUAAAGAUUUAGGCAAAUCUCUUGGGGAUUAUGUAAUUGUUGUUAAUUGUUCAGAAGGUUUAGAUUAUAAGUCUAUGGGUCGUAUGUUUGCAGGUUUAGCUCAAACUGGUGCAUGGGGAUGUUUCGAUGAAUUCAAUCGUAUAAAUAUAGAAGUGCUAUCAGUCGUGGCUCAACAAAUACUAUCAAUUCUAUCUGCAUUAGCGGUAGCUGAUCAGUCAGACAAUCAAAAUACGAAAACAAGAUUUAUGUUUGAAGGUCGAAUGAUUCAGUUAGUAUGGUCAUGCGGUAUAUUUAUUACAAUGAAUCCUGGUUAUGCUGGACGUACAGAAUUACCAGAUAAUUUAAAAUCUAUGUUUAGACCAAUUGCAAUGGUGGUACCAGACUCAUCAAUGAUAGCAGAAAUUACAUUAUUUGCCGAAGGUUUUAGUUCCACAAAGAUUUUAGCCAAGAAAGUAUUUACACUGUAUAAUUUAACUGUACAACAAUUAAGUAAACAAGAUCAUUAUGAUUUCGGUCUACGCGCACUAGUAUCUGUACUACGUUAUGCUGGUAAGAAGAAACGUACCAACCCAAAUAUGUCAGAUGAAGAAUUGUUACUAUUAUCAUUGAAUGACAUGAAUCUAGCUAAGCUUACUUCAGUGGAUUUACCAUUAUUUGAAGGUAUUAUUACUGAUUUAUUCCCAAGUAUUGAACCACCUACAAUCGAUUAUUCAAAGAUUAAAAAUGCUCUGCAAGAAGAAUGUAAUAAAAUCAAUCUGCGUAUGACACCGUUUACACUAACCAAAGUUAUACAACUGUAUGAAACCAAAAGUUCGAGACAUUCAGUUAUGAUAGUUGGCAAAGCAUUAUCAGGGAAAUCUACAACAUGGCGCCUACUUAAAGCAGUCCACAAUUCAUUGGCCAAAGUACCUAACUCUGACUUUGAAAUGGUUACAGAAUAUUCAUUAAAUCCUAAAUCCUUAUCUUUAGGCGAAUUAUAUGGAGAAUUUAAUUUAUCAACAAAUGAAUGGACAGACGGUGUACUUUCAAGUAUUAUGCGACAAACGUGUUCAGAUGGGUCGCCAACAUUAAAAUGGAUAAUAUUCGAUGGACCAGUAGACACGUUAUGGAUUGAAAGCAUGAACAGUGUUAUGGACGAUAAUAAAAUCUUAACAUUGAUCAAUGGAGAAAGAAUUUCAAUGCCUGAACAAGUCUCACUACUUUUUGAAGUGGAAGAUUUAUCUGUAGCAUCUCCCGCGACUGUAUCACGUUGUGGUAUGGUUUACAAUGAUGUAAAUGAUUUAGGCUGGUGGCCGUAUGUUGAAUCAUGGUUGUCGAAAAAGACAAAUAAGGUAUUAGUUGAAGAAACAAAACGUUUCUUCACUAAAUACAUUGACAAUUUAUAUGAAUAUAUCAGACUGAACUGCAAUAUUAUCAUUCCAAUGAGUUUAACUAAUACAAUUAUUUCGUUAUGUAAAUUAUAUGAUAGUUUGGCGACUCCUGAAGUAUGGGCAAAUCCUGCAGAUGUAGACUAUUAUCCGCGUUUAUUGGAAAUGACGUUUCAAUUUUGUAUGAUAUGGUCUGUUGCAUGUCUAGUUGAUGAAGAUGGUCGUAAAAAAGUUGAUGCAUAUAUCCGUGAAAUUGAAGGAAGUUUUCCAAAUAAAGAUUCAAUCUAUGAAUAUUAUGUAGAUCCUAAAUCAAGAUCAUGGAUUCACUGGGAGGAGAAAUUAAAUACUGGAUGGAAAUAUUCACCGAAUGUACCAUUUCAUAAAAUACUAGUACCAACUGCAGAUACAAUUCGGUAUAAUUUUCUCCUGGAUUGUACAGUUAAACAAAAAUAUCCUGCUCUACUAGUUGGUUCUGUUGGGACUGGAAAAACAUCAUUAGCUUUGGAUUUAUUAAGGAACUUAGAUUCAACACAAUGGAUUAAUCUAAUAAUUAAUAUGUCUUCACAAACAACAUCAAACAAUGUUCAAGAUAUUAUUGAAGGACGAGUAGAGAAACGUACAAAAGAUACAUUUGUACCUGUUGGAGGUGGUAAAAUGCUUACAUUUAUGGAUGAUUUUAAUAUGCCUGCUAAAGAUAGCUCUGGUUCUCAACCACCUCUUGAAUUAAUUCGUCAAUGGUUGGAAUAUGGAUUUUGGUAUGAUCGUGCAAAACAAACUAGAAAGAAAAUAAAAGGUAUGCAACUUUUCGCAGCAAUGGGUAUACCGGGUGGUGGAAGAAUGAUAUUAUCUCAACGAUUACAAGCCCAUUUUCAUCAAAUUGUUGUCACAUUUCCAACGGAGGCCAAUCUUAAACGAAUUUAUGGAACUAUGAUCACUCAAAAAUUACAAGAAUUUCAAGAUGAAGUUAAAUCGAUGGCUGAUAAUUUAACUCAGGCUUCAAUUGAUUUAUAUCAUGCAAUUGUUAAUAAAUUUUUGCCAACUCCAACAAAAAUACACUACUUAUUCAAUUUAAGAGAUAUUUCCAAAAUCUUUCAAGGUUUACUUCGGGCUACUAAAAAGUAUAUUGAUACUCGUAACUCAAUGCUUCGUUUAUGGAUUCACGAAGGAUUACGUGUAUUUUAUGAUCGUUUGGUAGAUGAAAAAGACAGGGCAACAUAUCUCGAUCUGGUAGGUGAAUCAUUGGCCAGUUACUUCGACCAAACUUAUCAUGGUUUGUGUCCGUCUAAACAGUCUCCAAUAUUUGUGGAUUUUAUGAAUCCUGAUAAUUCAUAUGAAGAUGUUACAGAUUUAGAUAGACUACGUAAAUUUAUGGCCCAAACUUUAAAAGAAUAUAAUGAAUCUCCUGGUAUGGUACAUGUAGAUUUAGUCAUGUUUCGUGAUGCAAUUGAACAUACGUGCAAAGUUGUUCGUGUAAUUAAUCAACCAAGAGGUAAUAUGCUAUUAAUUGGGAUUGGUGGUAGUGGUCGUCAAAGUUUAAGUCGUUUAGCAGCCUAUAUAUGUGAAUAUAAAACAUUUCAAGUUGAAGUCACAAAACACUAUCGUAAACAGGAAUUCCGAGAAGAUUUAAAGAAAAUGUAUUUUCAAGCUGGUGUUGAAAAUAAACCAACAGUAUUCUUAUUUACUGAUGCACAAGUGUUAGAUGAAUCAUUUUUAGAAGAUAUUAAUAAUAUGUUAAGUUCUGGUGAAGUGCCUAUUUUAUACAAAUCAGAUGAAUUUGAAGAGGUUAAACAAGAAUUACUUGAAGUUGCUAAACAAGAAGGUAUUGCAGAGUCGACUCAGGCAAUAUUUCGUUUUUUCAUUGAACGAGUUCGUGCUAAUCUACAUAUUAUUUUAUGUAUGAGUCCUAUUGGUGAACCAUUUCGUAAUCGUAUUCGAAUGUUUCCAGCAUUCGUUAAUUGUACUACAAUUGAUUGGUUUAGUGAAUGGCCACUUGAAGCUUUACUAGAAGUAGCUGAGAAAUAUUUAUCAUCCGUUGAUAUUAACAUUAAUGAACCAGAUCCCCAACUUUUGAUUAAAAAACAGGGAAAAAUGAGAAUAAGUGUUGCGAAAAUAUUCGCUUACAUGCAUCGAUCAGUUACUGAUAUGGCUGUGGUCAUGCUUAAUGAAUUGAAACGACAUAAUUACAUUACACCAACCAAUUACUUAGAAUUUGUAUCUGGGUACAAAAUUCUUCUUUAUCAAAAACGUCAAGAAUUAAGUGAUAAAGCAAAUAAAUUAACAAAUGGUCUUGAUAAGAUUGAUGAAACAAGAAAAAAAGUUGAAGUAAUGUCUGUGGAAUUAGAAGAAGCUAAAAAGAAAGUGUCAGCAUUUCAAAAAGAAUGUGAUGAUUACUUAGUAGUUAUUGUUCAACAAAAACGUGAAGCUGAUGAACAGGCUAAAUCUGUUAUGCAAACUCAAGAAAAAAUUAAAAUAGAUGAAGCUAAAUGUUUACAUAUGGCUGAAUUAGCUCAAGCUGAUUUAGCACAAGCUAUGCCAGCUUUAGAAGCAGCUGUACAAGCAUUGGAGUCAUUAAUAAAAAGACAUCACGGAAAUUAA
Molecule: messenger RNA, 7695 nt
Organism: Schistosoma mattheei
Lineage: Eukaryota; Metazoa; Platyhelminthes; Trematoda; Strigeidida; Schistosomatidae
Source: the annotation of a GenBank genome assembly